Messenger RNA from Microplitis demolitor, 16125 nucleotides. It is a transcript of the gene ft, whose product is annotated as cadherin-related tumor suppressor. Bases 895 to 16110 code for a protein of 5071 amino acids. The transcript has 10 exons. Gene Ontology annotation, cellular component: plasma membrane; adherens junction; catenin complex. Gene Ontology annotation, molecular function: cadherin binding; calcium ion binding. The record is from RefSeq and is a predicted model, not a curated record. NCBI's taxonomy places the organism in Eukaryota, Metazoa, Arthropoda, Insecta, Hymenoptera, Braconidae. Gene Ontology annotation, biological process: cell morphogenesis; homophilic cell-cell adhesion; cell-cell junction assembly.
UCGUGCUGGGUCAGUCCGCGCUAAUACGUGACUCUGUCGUCGCGAUUAAAACUCAACUCAAACGGGCAUUUACAGAACCCGUGAUUAGUGGGCCUUUUUUUUACCGUAUUAAUUUAAAACUUUUUUAUUCGUUGCGCCGAUUAAUAAACCAACAAAAGUCUGUAUUAAAGUUUCGCGCGGUUUUAAGUUUAUGUUUGUUUUUGUUUUAUUUGAAAUUGUAUUAUUGCAGUGUGUUGUGUUUAUGUGUGAUUGUGAUUGUGAGAACAAAUAUUUAAGUAAAUGUAUAUAUAAAUAUAUAAAUAUAUGUAUUGAAGUGGUGUUGCAUUGAUGAUAAAUAAAAAAUAUAUUAGUAUAUUGGUUUUAUUUUGCUGAAAUGACACACGGAAGUAAACGCUGUUGGAGUAACGCGUACUGAACAAGCGCGAGAUCACUUCAAGAUGUACCGUUUGCUCUGGUAUAUCGUCGAUCGACUGUGACGAGUGUCAUCUCGGUGGCUGUUGCCUUAUACACAACCACUUAACAAGAAAAACAUCUCGAGCAAGAGUUUGCUUGACCUUUUUUUUUCUCUUCCAAGGCAUUACUAAAAUAUAUAUAAAUAUAUUUUAUACUUUAUUUAUGGACUUUAGACAUUUUUAUUAAUACAAAGAAACGAUCUGUGAAACGUGAGCUUGUUGAUAAAAAUCUAAAUAAUGCCGAUCGUUUACCUGAGUAGUGAGUAGAGGGUUCGUUUUUAAAUAGCAACUUUCGUAUGAUGAUAAUCGAAAUCAGGAAUAAGUAACUAUUUAAGUGCUCCAGGAUGAAAGUUCGUUUGACGAUGACGAAGAAGUGCGAUAGGUAGUAAAAAGUGUAUAGAAUAGAAGAAGUAGUGGCAGUAAAUAACGUGGACGUGGAGAAAUGUGUAGAUUGACAAUCGUCGUCCUGGUCUUGGGACUGGUUUUUACGGUCCGUCAUAACAAUGAGCAACACGGGGUCCAGGGAGCGACGAGCAAGGUGGCGAGACUUGUGCCCAGGCGCUCGCCGAUGCUGCCUCAGGAUGGGAAUCCAGGAUUGGCAAUGCAGAGUCGUGCUGUUGAUACUCGUGUCCAACUCAGUAUCAAGGAAGGCGAACCAGAAGGCACUCUUGUGGGCACGAUACCUGUACAGCAGAAUUUCACUUACCGGUUCAAUGAACCGCCUCAGGAAUUUACUCUGGACCCAGAAACUGGACAAAUUAGAACUGCUAAGAUAUUGGAUCGCGAGUCAUUGCCAAGCGAUAAAUUUGACCUGGUUGUGCUGUCGAGCCAGCCGACUCAUCCAAUCGAGGUGAGAAUCCACGUGCUAGAUGUCAAUGACAACAAUCCUGAAUUUCCGGAAUCCAGUAUUGCGGUGUCGUUCUCUGAAUCGGCAUCAGCUGGGACUAAAUUACUUUUGGAUGCAGCGACAGACAAGGACACUGCAGAAAACGGUGUUGCUGAUGAUUACUUCAUCGUUGACGGUAAUACUGAUGGUAAAUUCCGUCUUGAUGUAACGGGUAAUCCCUCGGGAGAGAGUUCAUAUCUUCAUUUAGAGACAACUGGUAAACUUGAUAGAGAACAGGUGGAAUUUUAUUCACUCAAUGUGUGUGCACGAGACCGAGGUAAACCACCAAGACUUGGUUAUCUUCUUGUCAACGUCACGGUACUCGAUGUCAAUGACAACCCACCGAUUUUCCAACAGAGUGACUACGUUGUUGCACUAAAUGAGAGUGUACCCGUGGGAACAACUGUUCUUACAGUCAAAGCCACGGACAAGGAUACCGAUGACAAUUCAAAAUUAACCUACUAUCUUCCUGAUAGUGAAGGACAAUUUACAAUUGACCCAGAAACAGGUACUAUAAAAACAGCUGAACCGUUGAAUUGUCCUCAGCAGGCUUGUUUCAAUUCUAAGCCCGGUGGUUCGUGUCCCAAGUCAUGUGUCAUUACGGUAUUUGCACGUGACCAUGGAUCUCCUCGGCAAGAUGGUCGUACCUAUGUUACGAUCAAUUUAUUGGAUGCAAACGACCAUGACCCGGAAAUAAAGUUCAGUUAUUUUCCGGCAACAGUGGGAUUUGCUACUGUUGAUGAAAAUGCGGCCAAGGAUUCAUUAGUGGCAGCGGUUGCAGUUGUUGAUAAUGACGAGGGUCUCAAUGGUGAGACGACUGUUGAAAUCAAAGCGGGAAAUGAAUUAGGACACUUUAGAUUGGAUAAUACUCAGAGCUUUGACAUUGUCCGGGUCAAUGGGCGGUUGGAUCGUGAGGAAAUUCCUAAAUACAAUUUAACGAUUGUCGCCACAGACAAAGGAACGCCGCCGAGAUCCGCCACAGCUUAUUUAGUAAUUCAUGUUAAUGAUGUCAAUGAUCAUGAUCCAGUUUUCCAACAAAGUGAAUAUUCGGCUGUUUUAUCAGAACUAUCCCCCGUUGGAAGUUUUAUCGCGAGUAUUUCUGCGACUGACGCUGACUCGGGACUAAAUGCUAAAAUUUAUUAUGAUUUUGAUUCAGGUAAUGAACAAUCGUGGUUUGCUAUUGAUCAAGAUACUGGUUUAGUGACGACUGUUGCUCGUUUGGAUCGUGAAAUUCAAGGUAGUGUUGAGUUACGUGUUACUGCACGUGACGGAGGUCCAAAUCCAAGGUAUGCAUCAACUCAUUUGCGUGUAACAGUACUCGAUGAAAAUGACGAAGCUCCAAGAUUUACUCAAACUGUUGUGGAUGUAACUCUGUCAGAAAAUACUCCACCACACAGUUUAGUCGCGACUUUGGCAGCUAUCGAUAAUGACCAAGGUACCAAUGGAUCGAUUGCUUACAGUUUGCAUCCAAGUGUCUUGAGAGAUUACCCAAAAACAUUUGCCUUAGAUGCACUGACAGGUCAAUUGACAACAAAGAUCCCUUUAGAUCGAGAAACAAUCAGCGAUUAUCGAAUUUUAGUGGUAGCAAGAGAUCAAGGAACACCAUCCCAGUCAUCAACAGCAACAGUUUUGUUAUCUCUGGAUGAUGUCAAUGACAAUGCACCAGUUUUCUAUCCACGAAGAUACUUGAUGCCCAUUCCCGAAGACACUUCACCCGGUACUUCAAUUGGAAAAGUAAAAGCCAUUGAUAUAGAUGCACGUGAAAAUGCUCGUGUUAAAUAUUCCCUCGAAUCUGGCGGUGAAGGUCUAUUUAAAGUUGACGAAAGAACUGGUGAAAUAAUUCUUCAGGGAUCGCUUCGUGUUGCUCAAAAGACUCUAUACGAAUUGACUAUUUCAGCACGUGAUACUGGUGACCGAGAAGCUGCUGAGAAUGCGAUUGUCGAAGUUUUGCGCCAAGAAGAUCUCGAGCAUCUUGACUUCGAUACUUACAAUGGGUAUGAAUUUAAAAUUCUAGAAGAUCGUGGCGACUGUGCAGUCGAUGUGCCUGGUACUUUUACAAGAGAGGUAGGUUCUGUUAUGGUAACACAAUUUGCAACCUCAAAAAUAACUUAUUCAAUAGUAUUCGGUGAUCCUGACAGUAAUUUCAAAAUAGAUCAGCACUCGGGAGUAAUUAGUACUGCUAAAUGUUUAGAUCGGGAAGAAGAAGCUUAUUACAGUUUAAAAGUUUCAGCACGUGCUGGUCCAGCGCGGGGAUUAACUUCUGUAAAUAUAACAGUGCUAGAUGUUAAUGAUAAUCCACCAAAAUUUCCCAAAGGAGAAAAAGCUGAUGAAGUUUAUUUAAAAGAAAACGCUGCUGUCGGACAAGAAGUUUACUUGGCACGUGCACGCGAUCGCGACGUCGGUGCCAAUGCACGAAUAACUUAUACACUAACACACAAUCCUGGUGGACAAUUUCGUGUCGCUGAAAAUUCCGGUAUUAUUUAUCUUGAUAAACCAAUCAGAUCACCCCCUGGUACUGUAUUGAAUGUUGAAGUAACAGCAGUUGAUACUGGAGCACAACCUCUGGCAGCGCAACAUCAAAUUCGCGUGACAAUUGAAGAUGUUAAUGAUCAUACACCGGUAUUUAAAUUAACGAGUUAUGAAACAUCUUUGGCCGAGUCAACGCCCGUUAAUGAAAGAUUCUUUGCAUUACGUGCUUAUGAUGCCGAUCUUGGUAUUAAUGGACGUAUUUUAUACAGCAUAACCGAUGGUAAUGAUGAAAAUCAGUUUGGAAUUUUUCCUGAUGGGCAAUUGUACGUUAAACACGUUCUAGAUCGUGAGGAACAGGAUUAUUAUGCUCUAGAAGUAACAGCCAGUGAUCAAGGUAAGCCAAGACGUAGUUCAGUUGUACCGGUAAUUGUUCAUAUUAUAGAUGAAAAUGAUAAUGCUCCGCAAUUCACGAAUUCGUCAUUCACGUUUCACAUUCGUGAAAACGAACCACCGGAAACGUUUGUGGGUAAACUAUUGGCGACUGAUCGUGAUGUUGGAAGGAAUGCCGACUUAACAUUUUCACUGCCCGUGAGUCAGCAGGAUUUUUUUGUUGAUCCACGAAACGGAUUUAUAAAAUCGUUACACGUCUAUGACCGUGAGGAAUUAGUUGCUAAUACCGGAACUAAUUAUGUCAGUUUAGAAGCAACAGUUACUGACAAUGGUAACAAUCGUUUACGUGACAAGGUCAAGGUUUCUAUUUAUGUAACAGAUGUUAAUGAUAAUGCACCACAGUUCCAACGGCUUCCAUAUAGGGUCCAAGUUAGCGAGGGUGCUGCUGUUGGUACACAAUUGUUACGUGUUUACACAACCGACGCCGAUGAAGGAUUAAAUGGAGACGUUUUUUAUUCAUUUUCCGAUGGCAAUCAGCAGGGCAAGUUUAUGAUCGACGAAGCUACUGGACAAAUUUCACUGGCACGUGAAUUAGACCGUGAGACUCUGGAUAAUUAUAUUUUGACUGUUAUUGCCAAUGACGCUGGCUUAGAAGUACGUUUGUCAUCGACUGCCAAAGUGACUAUUGAAAUUUUAGACGAGAACGACAACUCGCCGAAAUUUGUUGACAACGAGUCGCAUAUUUCGGUGAUCGAAACCACGCCGAUAAACGCGGAACUGUUGAAAUUUAAAGCAACUGAUGACGAUCUUGAUGCCAACAGUGAAUUGACAUUUGCUAUUUCAGCUGGAAAUCGUCGUGAUACAUUUUACAUUGAUCCGUUAACGGGUACUCUGUAUCUAAAGAAGCCAUUGGAUUACGAAGAGCAUGAGAGCUAUACUCUUAAUAUAACUUGUAGCGAUGGUGGACAUCCAAGAAUGAGCAGCGUAACGACUCUGCGUGUUGAAGUUAUUGAUGCGAAUGACAACCCCCCGGCAUUUCCCAACACCGCGAUAGUGCGUCAGAUACGUGAAGGCAUUACAGUAAGAACUCCAGUCCACUCGGUGACGGCUGAAGAUCGAGAUUCCGGUGACAAUGGCGUAGUGACUUAUGCAAUAGCUAGCCAAGAUCCUGAAGACCAGAGACGGCAUUUCGGAAUAAAUCCACUGACAGGAGUGAUACAUACAUUACUGCCGAUUGAUCGUGAAGAGGUGGAUACAUUUAAUCUUGUCGUUGUAGCGACAGAUCGAGCCCAGCCACCAUCAGCUCGUUUGUCCGCGGAGAAACUGGUAAUUGUAAUCGUUGAGGAUCUCAAUGACAAUGCCCCUAUCUUUGUAAGUAUGUCCGCCGUUGUGCUACCGUCAAAAUCAAUUCUCAACGGUAAUUUAGGCAAAGAAAUACCAGUGGCACGUUUACUAGCUCGUGAUAAGGACUCGAGUACUAACGGACUGGUGACGUAUGAACUAAUGCGAUCCGGAGUUAAUUAUUCAGACAUGUUUCGUCUCCACCGUAGUACAGGUGUCUUAACAAUGCGACUACCUGGCUCCUUAAAGUCAAUAGAAAGAUCCUCCAGGUAUCAGAUCGGUGUUCGUGCUACCGACGAAGCUGUUCAAGCAGAACGAAGGUCGUCCGAGACUUACGUGACAUUGAUUGUCCCCGGGGAAGAGGACGAUCGUCCCAUUUGGGAGCAUAAUGGCCUAAUUGAGGGCACUGUGUACGAAAAUGAACCCGCGGGUGCUAGUAUCGUGAAAGUAAGUGCACGUCCUCCUCGUACAAGUAGAUCUGCUGUUGAUCUCGAGUACUACGUGACAAACGUGACUGCCGGUCGUGGUGGUGCCCAGGUGGACAGAUUGUUCGACAUUGACACCAAGAGUGGUCUUCUGCAAACAUCCGCUCCACUUGACAGAGAGACCGGAGUUGAUUGGUACGAGGUUGAGAUCUACGCCGUUCUCAUCGGCGCUGAUCAUUCCAGCACUUCUUCUAUCAAGGUUCGCGUAACGGUCCUCGAUAAAAAUGAUGUGGCACCUUCAUGGGGUCCCGGACCAUGGAGAUUCGAGGUGUCCGAGGAAGCGCCACCAAACACGAUUGUAACAGUUUUAAAGGCCCAUGAUCCAGAUACUAUCGGUAAUCUACGUUACAGUUUAAUAACGUCACCCAAGAUCAAUCCGAAUGAUUACAAUGACGAGGAUACGUACGUGGUAUCUAAUGAUGCUGAACGGAAUGAGAUGGAACGACAAUUUCGAUUGGACCCUAUUAAUGGACAGCUACGACUCAUCGAAGCGUUGGACAGAGAAACCAGGGAAAAGUAUGUUCUCAGAGUAAGAGCUGAUGAUGGAUUACAGCACACGGACAUCAAUCUCAUCAUUCAGGUGACAGAUACCAACGACAAUGCGCCAGUGUUUCAAUCGAUGGCUUACUCUUUCGACGUUGCUGAGAAUGUACCAAGAGGCAGCCGUAUUGGUCAAGUAAUAGCGACAGAUGCGGAUGCCGAUGGCCCAAACAGCCAGCUGAGUUAUGCCCUGAUAUCCGAUUGGGCAAACGACGUAUUUUCCUUAAAUCCAAGCACCGGCGUCUUCACUCUGACGGCGAGCCUCGACUACGAGCAGGUUCAACAUUACAUCCUCGUCGUCCAGGCAACAGACGGCGGUUUACCAGCAUUAUCAACUACUGUCACUGUCUACUGCAAUGUCGUUGAUCUCAAUGACAAUGCGCCGAUAUUUGAGCCGGGACCACACGGCGCAGAUGUAUUGGAAAAUACGACAACAGGUACGGCUGUUUUGUCAGUUGUCGCUCAGGAUUUGGAUUCCGGUGACAAUGGACGUGUUGUCUAUGACAUUGCCAGUGGUGAUGACAAUGGAGAUUUCGGCAUAGCGUCAAAUGGAACCGUCUUUACCAGGAAACUUUUAGACCGUGAGACAAAAUCGAUCUACAAUCUCGUCAUCAGAGCUCAAGACAGUCCGGGACUUCCUGCUAAGCCGCUCUCAUCCACAGUUCAAGUUACCAUUGUUCUUCUGGAUGUCAAUGACGUAGCUCCGGAAUUUAUCUCAUCCAACCAGACUUCAGUGAUGGAGAAUGCGCCACCUAACACCGUCGUCAUGGCUAUCAAAGCCGUGGAUAAAGACGAAGGUCGCAACGGCUACGUCGAGUAUUCUCUAAAAGAUCCCUCAUUUUCAUUCAACCUCGGACCCGUUGACGGACUGCUUCGCGUCGCGGGGCCUCUGGAUCGCGAAAGAAGACAAAAUUACACGCUGAGAGUUACCGCCAAGGACCGCGGAGAGCCUCCGAAAUCAUCUGAAGCCAACAUAACAGUAAUAGUGCUCGAUGAAAACGACAACGCGCCAAUUUUCGAUCCCAAGCAGUACUCGGCAACUGUUGCUGAGAACGCGAGCAUCGGCGCGAGUGUACUUCAAGUCUCAGCGACAGAUCGUGAUGAAGGUGCUAAUGGUAGAAUGCGGUACAGUAUAGCUCUGGGCGAUGAGAAUCGUGAUUUUACGAUCUCCGAGGACGCCGGUGUUAUCCGGGUAGCUAAGAAUCUGAACUUUGAGCGUAAAUCACGAUACAGAUUGACAGUUAAGGCUGAAGAUUGUGCACCGGAAAUUGGCGAACCGUCACGUGAUGAUACAGCUGAAGUAACCAUCAACGUACUUGACAUCAAUGACAAUGCGCCAGUUUUUCUCGACUCGCCUUACCUCGCCUACGUCAUGGAGAACAUGGUUCCGCCUGGUGGCGGUUUCGUUAUCCAGGUUAAGGCUUAUGACGCUGAUACCCCACCUUACAAUGAUCAAGUACGUUAUUUUCUGAAAGAAGGGGACACCGAUCUCUUCCGUAUAAACGCCAGCACCGGUGAUAUCUUUCUUCUUAGGCCGCUGGACAGAGAAAUGAUACCGGAUUAUACGCUGACGCUGGUCGCCAUGGAUACAGGAUCGCCGCCAUUGACUGGCUCAGGUGUGCUAAAAGUUAUAGUACUUGAUGUUAAUGAUCAUAGUCCAGAGUUUUCAAGACCAGAUUACAAAGCUACCGUUACGGAAAAUAAUCCUCCUGGUACUUGGGUCGCAAAGCCUACGGCUACGGAUAAAGAUGAAGGAUUAAAUGCCAAGAUUAGAUACAGUCUGCUUGGUGAGAAAACUGAACGUUUUUCAGUAAAUCCAGAUACGGGAGAAAUAGUUACUUUGGUAUCACUCGACCGUGAGCAAAUGGCAGUUUACCAUCUGACUCUAAUAGCCCAGGAUUCAAGUCCGACAGAACCAAGAGCCGCGGCCGUUAAUUUAACGAUAUACGUCGUUGAUGUUAAUGACAACGCGCCACAUUUUUCUAGUCCACGUUACACAGCUUACGUUCCGGAUUCCACGAAACCUGGUGAUUUUGUAUUUGGUGCUAAAGCUAUUGAUGACGACGACGGCGAUAAUUCAAGAAUUGUUUACCAUCUUCAGGGUGAAGAUGCCCAUCGGUUCGUUAUUGAUACUUCUAAUGGGGUAAUUCGCGCCGCGGAAGAUCUGUCAAACUCAAAAACUACUUACCAGUUGCAAAUACGCGCGUCUGAUUGCGGACAAGAGUCUCAGAGUGUAACUGCUGAUUUGGUGAUUCACUUGUGGGAGCGCCAACUGUUUCCCAGUUUCAGGCCUUCUAUAAAUACUAGGUUCACGUUGACCGAAGACAUGCCCGAAGGACGUAUCAUCACGACUUUGAGUGCCACGACACCAAAAGUUGGAGCUGCGAGUAACCUAGUGUUCGCGAUGGCCGGUGGUAAUGUCGGAGAUGCUUUGAGAAUUGAUUCGGCGACUGGUGAUGUUUUAGUCGCCGCGGGUUUCGAUUACGAAACGGCCCCGACUUAUGAAGCCUGGGUCGAAGUCAGAGACUCAGACGAUCCACCACUGAGGUCAGUUGUGCAAUUGCUGAUAAAUGUCACUGAUGCCAAUGACAAUCCACCAAUUAUGGAAGCCGUUAUUUACAAUGCUACUGUACUAGAAGAAGAAUAUCCGCCUCUCUAUGUCACUAAAAUUACUGCCAAAGAUUUAGACUCUGCGGAAAAUGGCCAAGUGACUUAUUAUCUGGUCAAUGAUUACGAUGAGUCAUUUAUUAUUGACGAAAACACCGGAGAAAUAAGUACAAAUGCUAAAUUAGAUCGUGAAGAAAUAAACUCCUAUGAACUGAUAAUAGAAGCUAGGGAUCAAGGUGAACCGAGAUUGUCGGGCACAGCGACAGUUAUUGUGAGCGUACUCGAUAAAAAUGAUAACCCGCCACGUUUUACCCGUUUGUUCAGUGUUAAUGUUACAGAAAAUGCUGAAAUUGGUGGUUUUGUAAUAAGAAUAACCAGCAGUGAUCAAGACAUCGGUAAAAAUGCUAAUGUUACUUAUACAUUUACGGAAAAUCCUGGUGGUAAAUUUACAAUAGAUCCUAUUACUGGUAUCGUUGAGGUUGUCGGUACUCUAGACCGUGAAGAACAGGAUGAAUAUCUACUGAAAGUGGGCGCUGCAGAUGGAGCGUGGGUUGCCGAGACAACUUUGACAAUAACAAUACAAGAUCAAAAUGACAAUGCCCCGGAAUUUGCCGAAGAAACUUAUCACUUUCACUUUCCCGAGCUCCAGAGACGUCUGGCGCACGUGGGCCAGGUCGCGGCAACAGAUCGAGAUAAACAGGGCCCUAAUUCAGUUAUUUCUUACAGUCUACUCCACCCAUCUGAUUUGUUCAGCGUUGAUCCAGCCACUGGUGAUAUAUUUAGCAAGAGAACACUUCGCUACAAGCACACACAUCGUCCAUCUUCUCCCGAAAAUCUUUACUCACUGACAGUUGUCGCCACAGACAACGGAAAGCCUCCAUUGUCAUCUCGCACGGUCGUUUAUGUAAGUGUGGUGGACGCGAACAACAACGUGCCUAAAUUUGAGCAACGCACUUACUUGUCACCAGUCCCCGAAGCUUAUGGAGUCGGCAAACGAGUUGUUAAAUUAACAGCACGUGAUGACGCAGACUUUGGCGUAAAUGCUGAAAUAGAAUACACAGUAGCCGGUGGUAACUCAUCAGAUUACUUCGGCAUCGAAGCCAAAACCGGCUGGAUAUAUGUUACCAAGAGCAUCAAAGACAUACCCGUUGGCACGACAUUUUUGUUGGCAGUCCGUGCAACUGAUAGAGGCGUUCCACCCCAAAAAGAUCAAGUGUCAUUGAUGCUAGUGGUGACAGGUGAGAAUCGACGUGCUCCGACAUUCGCAGCUGUGUCUUAUCAAGUUCUGGUACCGGAGAAUGAGCCAGUCAACACGACAAUUUUGUCAGUUAUCGCCGUGGAUGGCGACGACGGACCCAACGGUAUGAUUCGCUACAAAAUAUCCGAAAGUGAACGUCGUGUGUUUUCAAUCCAUCCCACCACUGGAGCAAUCACCAUUUUGGAAGCUCUGGACUACGAUACUGUUAAACAGUACAGACUGAAUAUAACUGCGACGGAUUUGGGCUUCGAACCCAAACAAGCUGUUGCCACUCUGACUAUCAAUGUCUCUGACAUCAACGACAAUCCCCCUACCUUCAACCAAAGCAUCUACGAAGCUUAUCUUCCCGAGAAUUCACGGCCCAAUAGCUUUGUCUACAAAGUAAUUGCUCGUGAUAUCGAUUCCCCCAAGUACGCGGUGAUUCAGUACCGAAUAAUUGGUGGCAGUGGCAAAGAACACUUCCAAAUUCAACAAGACUCUGGUGUUAUUACUUCGCGCAUUACUUUUGACUACGAAGAAACCAACAAAUACACUCUGGAAAUUGUAGCAGCAAAUCCUGAUUCAAAUCCCCAGAUGGUCGGGUUCACAACAGUGAUGGUUCACAUCACUGGGGUCAAUGAAUUUUAUCCCAAGUUUAUUCAACCAGUUUUCCUGCUAGAUGUAUCCGAGAGUGCAGAAGUCGGCACUUCUGUUGGUUUGGUGCAGGCGACUGACCAAGAUGCCGGUGAUGACGGACGUGUUUAUUAUCUGUUUGUCGGAUCGUCCAAUGAUCGUGGGUUCUCGAUUGGCUCUGAGACGGGUAUCAUCAGCGUAUCGCGUCAUUUAGAUCGCGAAACACAGAAUCGAGCUGUCCUUACAGUUAUGGCUAAAAACGCUGGGGGGAUACGCGGUAAUGAUACUGACGAGGCACAAGUUAUUAUAUCAAUACAGGACGGAAAUGACCCGCCAGAGUUUUUGCAAACGACAUACGAGUCUACAGUAUCCGAAGGAGCUGUCCAAGGAACGAGAAUACUAACAGUCAGGGCUAUUGAUAAAGACGUGAGACCACAGAAUAAUCAAUUUUCGUACUCGAUAAUCGGUGGCAAUGUUGGACAAACUUUCAAAGUUGAUCCACAGUCUGGAGAUGUCGAGACCGCUAAAUUACUGGACCGCGAAUCUAUUGCCACAUAUCAAUUGAUCAUUGGUGCGAUUGACACCGGAUCGCCACCGCAAACCGGAACCGCAACAGUGCGUAUUGAUCUGCUGGAUGUCAAUGACAAUGGUCCGGUGUUUGACCCGCCAGAAAUCGUUGGAUACGUUAAUGAAAACGAACCUGCGGGCACUAGCAUAAUGACGCUGACUGCGAUGGAUCCAGAUCUGCCGCCCAAUGGCGCGCCAUUCACUUAUCGGCUGAUCGGAGGAAGACAAGCUGACGUCGUUAUUCUCGACAAACAUUCGGGUGUCUUGAGGACUACCAGAAGUCUUGAUCGUGAAGUUAUGCCUCAGCUUGAUCUAUUGAUCGAAGUUGAAGACUCGGGAGUCCCGAAAAUGAAGAGUGAGCACACAGUGACCGUGAUAGUAUUAGACGAAAAUGACAGUCCAUCAACACCACGGUCAGUCCACAUUAUCGUGCAUUCAUUCAAUGGCAAAACACCCAUGGGAAAAAUAGCGGAUGUCCAUCCAAAUGAUCCUGAUACCACCGGCGACUACACAUGCAAAAUACUUCAGGGCUCGAAUCCUGCUGGUGUACUCACCGUCCCGAUCGCUUGCGAUUUACAUACCAGCAAAAUUACCCCCGGUUUGGGUUAUUCGCUGAGCAUCUCCGGCAGAGACGGACGACAUCCAGAUGUCGUGUCCAAGGUCACCGUUGAAUUCCUCGUCUUCUCCAAUGCUACGGUUGAAAACAGCGUUACCUUACAAAUUAACAGACUCACUGCUGCGGAAUUUCUUGCCAAGUACUACCGGCCAUUACUGGACAUGCUGCAGGAUGACGUUGAUACCGGGGACACUUUUACAAUAUUCAGCAUUGGGGAGAGCGACGGCAAUUUGGAUAUUUACUUGGCUAUGGAAACACCUAAAGGAUUUAAAGCUAAGACGGAAGUUAUCGACAUGCUGACACGUAAGCGUGAAAAAAUCCAAGACAUUUUGAACGGCAGUGGAGUAACAAUAAAUUAUUCCCCAUGCCGGCACAUGGCUUGCGACAAUGGGGGCAGUUGCAGUGACCAAUUGGUCGUGUAUGACGACGCCAGGAUCACAAACAGCCAAAGUCUUAUUCUGACCUCGCCGCGAGUCGUACACGAGAUGAUAUGUCGUUGCCGCGAAGGAUUCACUGGAGCGCGUUGUGAGAGACGACAGGAUCCAUGUUCACCGAAUCCUUGUCUGGAGAGAGGACAAUGCAGACGCGUAGGUUACGAUUUUAUGUGCUCUUGUCCAUCGAAUCGCGAGGGUAAACUCUGCGAGCUAGAACGCGGGGAUGCUUGUGCCAGUAACCCUUGCAGAAAUGGAGGCUCCUGUAAAGUAUCACCAGACGGUUCGAGUUUCUUUUGCUUGUGUCGUGCUGGGUAUCGUGGCAAUCACUGCGAGGCAGUCACUGACUCCUGCAGACCCAAUCCUUGUCUCCAUGGAGGACUUUGUGUUGGACAGAAGCCUGGUUACCGUUGCAGCUGUCCUGAAGGCCACUAUGGAAGGCACUGCGAGCGUGCGACUUACGGAUUUGAUGAAUUGUCUUACAUGAGUUUCCCAGCUCUAGAUUCGACGACCAAUGACAUCACAGUUGUCUUCGCUACCACCAAACCAGACGCACUGCUGCUUUAUAAUUACGGGCCGCAGAGUGGAGGUCGCUCUGACUUUAUCAUCUUAGAACUAAUCAACGGACGCAUCGCUUUCUCUUACGGUGGAGCCAGAAGUGCCAUCACUCUGGUUAAAGUUGAAGCAGGCAAUCGGUUGGAUGACGGGCAGUGGCGUAAAGUAACGGCUACGAGAAAUGGACGCGUGGUAUCACUCAGUGUAUCAAAUUGUCGUGAGCAUGGAGACGUUUGCGAUGAAUGUAAACCUGGAGACGGUUCAUGUUACGCUGAUGAUAUAGGGCCAACUGGUACAUUGAAUUUCAACAACAACCCACUGAUGUUAGGAGGUCUGGCAUCUGCUGAUCCUGUUCUUGAGCGUCCAGGACAAGUCCACUCUGACGAUCUAGUCGGCUGUGUCCACUCGAUCUCCAUCAAUGGACGUGCACUGAAUCUAACCAGUCCAUUGGCGUCUCGCGGUAUCAAAAAUACUUGUCCGCGCCCUGAGAAUGGCGUCUGUGAAGAUUCCCAGUCCGUUUGUGGUUCUAAUGACAAGUGUUACGACAAGUGGCACCAAGCAUUCUGUCAAUGCGACUCGCUGACCGCUCCCAACUGUCGCGGAGCUUUAGAACCAGUUAAUUUAAGCGACGGUGGCUACGUCGAGUUCAAGGUAUCGGAAAAACACAAGCGGAUGCAGUUACUGGAAUAUUUGUACGGAGGAACGACAUCUUGGUCCCGGAAUAAAGUAACACGUCGAGCUACCAAAGAAGAAACAAGUAAUUUGAUUUCUCUAGGAGUUGCGCCGCCCAAGAAAAUUAGUCUGAUGUUCCGUACGAUAAAAACCGACGGUAUUUUAAUUUACGCGGCAACAAAUAAACAUUACACGUCAAUUGAACUGAAGAAUGGACAGUUGUCUUACACUUCGCUGCUAGGAUCGGCUGUAAAUAUGACUGGAGCUGUUGAUGGAGGUCUGGCUGAUGGUCAUUGGCACAAUUUAACCAUAUUCGCUCACUCACGAGGCUUGCAAGUGCUUAUAGACGGACAGCUGACCGGAGAUGAGUUGGAUUCAGCCGGAGUUCACGACUUUUUAGAUCCCUAUCUCACUGUGCUGUUUGUCGGCGGCGUACGUCGUGAUCUCUAUUACCACGAUAGUUAUCCAGUUACUUUCGAAGGCUGCAUAGCUAAUUUUACCAUCAACAAUGAGCUCCAGCCGUUCAAUGGCUCGGGUUCAAUUUUCAAAGACGUUAUGUAUCACGGCAAAGUAUCUCGCGGUUGUCGCGGGCCCAUCGGCAUCAGCGCUGCAGCAACAGCAGAUCCACUGAGCAUUGGGAUCACUUUAGUAAUAGUUUUCUUCGUCACGCUGCUCGUGGCGAUUCUCGUGAGCUUCGUGGUCUUCCGUCUGAGACGACAGAGCAAAGAAAAAGCGCCUUCGGUAGUAAAUAAAAACACAAAUGCAAUAAUGACUGGUAAUUCUCUAGUAGGAUCAGGUAAUGACGGGCUUAUGUCACGUCAUGAAAAUACUUAUAUAUCAGAUACAUCAGAUCUAAGGGGAGUUGGGCACAUGGGCCCGGAGUUGAUAUCAAAGAAGUUCAAAGAGCGCGAGUUGAACAAUACAGAGCACCAGAGACCUCAGCGACCUGAUAUCAUUGAACGGGAAGUGACCAAAAGCCCAAUGAUUCGCGAUGAACAUCCGCCAAUGCCACCGCCGACCCAGAGUUCGCUACAUUCGCACGAACACAACCCCGAGCCAGACAUGCCCGAGCACUAUGACCUGGAGAACGCGAGUUCGAUAGCUCCGAGUGAUAUUGACAUAGUUUAUCACUACAAAGGGUACAGAGACGGGAUGAGGAAGUACAAAGCAACACCACCACCAAUAGGAGGCUACGGGAACCAUCACAAGCAUACAGGAACUCCACAUCGACAUGCUGGAGCUUUUCCACCUCGUGCUAUGCCGCCUCCUAGUGUAGGACAACCAACCACUACUCCAAAACUCCUGCAGAGCACUCCGCUAGCCAGGCUAUCACCCAGCAGUGAGUUGUCUGCCCAGCAACCGAGGAUCUUGACGUUGCAUGACAUCAGCGGCAAACCGCUUCAAUCGGCGCUGCUCGCGACGACUUCUUCGUCUGGUGGAGUUGGUAAAGACGCGCUCAACUCCAACAGUGAGCGCAGUCUGAAUUCUCCGAUAAUGAGCCAACUGUCUGGCUCAACAGCUAGUCGGAAAGUACCACAGUCAACCAAUGACACCAGCAACAACGUCGCAACUGGACCCAUGGGUCUUACUGCCGAAGAAAUCGAGCGACUGAACUCCCGACCUAGAACGUCGAGUCUCGUGUCAACAUUGGACGCAGUAAGUUCUUCUAGUGAAGCCCGUGGACCCCCACCACCUCACGGUCCGCUUCAUCUGCACCGGAGACACACUCCGCCGACCGAAAGACUAGAAAGACGAAACUCUUCGACCACCGACGAAAGUGGCAACGACAGCUUCACUUGCUCCGAGAUCGAGUACGACAACAACUCCCUAGUCGGCGACAAACGCUCAGACAAUCUGUACAGCAAACCCGAGGACGACGCGCAAGUGCCCACAAGAACUGAUGGGUCACCUCAGUCGACGAAACCACCUCUGCCGCCAAACGUCAGCUACGACGGGUUCGACAGCUCCUUCAGAGGGUCUCUGAGCACUUUGGUAGCCUCAGAUGACGAUCUCUCCACCCACAUGGGCAGCCUGUACCGACCCACCAACAAUGGUUCUCCCUCGACCAACACCGCGCUCAGCUGGGACUACUUGCUGAACUGGGGACCGAAUUUUGAGAGUCUCGUCGGAGUUUUUAUCGACAUUGCCGAGUUACCGGACAGCAACCGGGUGCCCAACACGCUGAGGCUGCCCGCUAGUAUUCCUAAACCUUCUGAAGAAUACGUUUGAUGACCAGACUAAUUU